GCAUCUUCAGGAGGUAUGGCAGCAGCAGCACCAGCACCGGCUGCGGCAGCAGCAGUGAAGGAGAAGGAGGAGGAGGAGAGAGCUGACGACGGCCAGAGCCCUGUGACCGGCAAUCCUGGGAGGUCGGUGAUGAGGAAACUCUUUCAGGGGAGCGGCCGGACCCUUGGGAUGAGGAACCUUGUUUUCCCCAGCUCAAUUGACAAAUACCUCACUGACUACCAGAGGCACCAUGAGGGAAGCUGCCCCUCACAGAAACAGCUAGAAAACACCUUCUCCAAAGUCAGCAGGGUGAAGUCAUUUUUGUUUUUUCUAAGCAUGGGCAGCUCAGAGCUCCACACAUGGAGGUUUCUGGACCAGCUGGAGAAAAUAAGGAAAUGGGUCGACACGCUGACCGAGAUGGGAAAGACCAUCACAACGGCAAAUUUCUAUCUGCGCAACGUGUUCCAAUUCCUGAAAUAUUUCAAGGAGACGCCGCCACUCCUCUGUCGCCUCUCCCAGGCGCAGAUCACCGGGGUGAUCGGGGUGGUCCGGGCCGCCCUGGCUAAUAUAAAUAAGAAGGUGGUGUUGCACCAGCUCCAUGUUAAGGCUAAAAAAAUGUCGAAGGUCAUCGCCAUGGAGACCCUGACGAGGUGCUGGAAGCUGGCCAAAUCAAAGAUUCCUGAGCUGCUGGCCUUUGUGGCCUGCCUCUACGGUCACCGCCCGGGGGUCCUUACAAACAUGAAGGUGGCGGAGGUGCAGGCUGCUCGAAAAGACAGCAAGGACGGGGAUGAUGGUUUUGUGGUUUGUGUUAGCGAACACAAAACGAACAAGGACUUUGGGGCGGCACAAAUAUUUUUCCACCCCGAAGAGUUUGGCUGGCUGGAGACCUGGCUGGACCUGAGGGAGCGGUGCCACCCCCGAAACAACCUUGUGUUCUUUACAGCCAGUAAAGGGCCUGCAAAAAACAUGGUCAGGUACAUGCAGACGGCGUGGGGGGAGAUGGGCCUCCCCGGAAAGCCCAACUUCAUCGACAUCAGGACGGGUGUGUCGGCACACGCAAAGAACCACCACUCUGAUGAGGUCCAAAAAAGAAUUGCCACCUUCAUGUGUCACAACACUGCCACUGCUGACCGAUUCUACGCUCUCAAUCUGGACGUAAAGCAGGCCAAAGAAAUGCGGCUUCAUUUUGAGGCAAUGUCAGCCACCCCUGCUGCUGAAUGCCCAGCCUCCACCUCCACAGGCCCCACUCACCGCACCUCCUCCAGAAAGAGAGCCAGGAAGGAAUCCACCGACUCCAGUUCAGAGGAAGAAGGUGAGGUCCCGUACCAGGAAUCUGAAGGUUCCAGCCUGGAGCAGGAGCUUGAGGAGAUGCGGCAGAGGAAGGCCGCAGGCUUGGAAUCGGAGAAGGAAGACGACGGAGCCGAAGGCCCACCUACACUGCCCCUUGUUUACUACUUUCUGCAUGCUGGACGAGGGGCUUGUAGGCCCCCCACCCGCGUCAACCCCACGUGUCUCCACUUCCAGAGCUUGACUCCCAGAGGUGACAGCCCAUCCAACCCGGGGAGUCAUCCGUUGCUGAUUCCUUUCUACCGGGCAGAGUACCAGGGCCGCCGAACGGUGUACCAUGUCUCCAGCCCGGUCUACCAGGGCCACCGAACGGUGCACCAGGGCUACGGUUCGGACUACCAGGGGCGCCAGGCAGAGUACCUCAAGCCGAUCGCUGGCCCUCGUGGUGGCGACGUCUCAUUCGAAUGUCUGCCCUAUCAACUUUCGAUGUUUGCCUCCCCGGCCGUGGCCGAUAACACCCCCUUCUGCAGUCCGAUCUCCCCGGGCGAAGUUCUAGCGGCAGUGCAGAAGAUUAAAAGGGGUUCGGCGCCUGGCCCAGAUGGUAUCGGGAGGGGAGCCCUUCUGGCCUGGGACCCCAAAGGGCUUAUGCUGGCCGGCGCCUUUAAUGCCAUUCUUUACACCGGCAAGGUCCCCAAGUGCUUGAAAGGUAGUGUUACUACCUUAAUCCCCAAGUCCCCCGACCGGGACAAGCAAAUGGAUAUAGGCCAGUGGCGGCCUAUCACUAUCAGCUCAACCGUCCUCAGGGCCUUCUCCGGUAUCUUAUGCAAGAGGUUGGCUGAGGCAUGCAACACCCACGUAUGGCAGCGUGGGUUUGUUGAGUCCCCUGGAUGUUCCGAGAACCUAAUGUUGCUGGAAGGCAUGAUUCGGUUGAGCAAGAGAGAGAAGCGGGCACUGGCUGUGGUCUUUGUGGACUUUGCCAAGGCUUUUGACUCUGUCUCCCACCUGCACAUUCAGGCCGUUCUGGCCCAGUUGGGGGUAGACCAACACAUUUGUGAACUGCUCCGGAGUGCGUACCACGGGUCCCAUGCUAGGGUCAAGAUGGCUGAUGGGUCCACUGAUCGUAUCUAUUUGAAGAAGGGGGUCAAGCAAGGUGACCCCCUCUCCCCGUUGCUCUUCAGCCUCUCCAUCGAUCCCUUGUUGUAUGCGUCGGAGGAGCACGGGGAAGGCUUCAAGGUGAGGGGUGAGCGGGUCACCUCCUUUGCAUUUGCCGACGACCUGGUUCUGCUGAGCGACUCCUGGGAUGGCAUGGCGAAAAACCUGGUGAUAUUAGAGGAAUUCUCCAGGCUCACUGGUCUUGGUGUCAACCCGAGUAAAUGUCACAGCUUCCUGAUCAGCCCGAACGGUGCCUCCUAUCGAAUCAACGUCGGGCCCCAAUGGAGGCUGGGUGGGGCCCCCUUGCACUUAAUCGGUAUCGGUGAAUCAGUGGGGUAUUUGGGUGUCUGCCUCACUCCGUGGAAGGGGAUCAUCAAGCCCCCCCUGAAGUCGAUGACUGUUGACCUGUUGACCAGAAUCUCUGCUGCACUCCUGAAGCCAACUCAGAAGUUGGCGGUCCUCAAAAUGUAUGCCCUGCCGAGGCUUACCUAUGCGGCGGAUCACAGAAUGGUGGGCAAAGCGGUUUUGCUUGAGCGUGACAGACUCAUCCGCUCUGCAGUGAAAAAGUGGCUGCACCUCAGUCUUUCCACGGCUGAUGGCUUGCUCUACGCACGAGCCAAAGACGGCGGCCUUGGAGUGGUUAAAGUGGCGGCUCAUAUUCCCUCCGUCCAAUGGCGCCGCUUGACAGGGCUCCAAAGACCAGCUUGUCAGAGAGGUGACCCGGGCGGUGGUCUCCUCCAAAGACAUCUCGAACCUGUCCUCCUCGAUCGGUGCCAAGGCGAUCAGUACGCCUGCCCCGGCUGUUACUGAUGUCACGAAUAUCCCGGAGGGGCCCCCGCCUCCCCUCGCGAUGUGGCAGGACCGUGAAUUUGAGCAAUGGUGUACACUCAGGACCCAAGGUGUUGGAGUGGUAGUCUUCCACAGUGAUACAACUAGCAACAGCUGGCUGUGUGACCCCCCAGUCAGGGGCAUGACUGAAGUUGGUUUCAGGUUGGCGCUCCAACUGCGUACCAAUGUGCUGACCUUGCUACCUGCCCUGCAAAGAGUCCCCGGCCGCCAGCAGGGCCAGUCCCUCUGUUGAGAGAAACAACUAGGCAUGUGGUUGGCCGCUGUCCCCGGCUCCAGAGAUAUAGAUGCUCUAACCACAAUAAGAUCUGCGCAAUCCUCCAGCGAGAAUGUGCUAGCCACGGUUGGGAAGUCUGGAAGGAGAGGCGCAUUCCGGUCGGUCCCGGUAAGGUCCUCGU
Micropterus salmoides (largemouth bass) is the source of this 3662-nucleotide messenger RNA. RefSeq lists its product as uncharacterized. Gene Ontology annotation, molecular function: DNA binding. The transcript has 8 exons. Lineage: Eukaryota; Metazoa; Chordata; Actinopteri; Centrarchiformes; Centrarchidae. Bases 16 to 3228 code for a protein of 1070 amino acids. The record is from RefSeq and is a predicted model, not a curated record.